AUGACGAUAACGAGAUUUUUCAAGGCUAUUCCAACUCCUCCAAGUUCUGGUACUAGCUCUCCUUUGCCAAGUACUUCUCCAUGUCUAAUUAUUCAUGAUAAUAUUAAGCCUUCAACAGAAUUAAACAAAGAUGAAAUAUUGAAUUUGGAUCUUAAACCUGAUUUUGUUGAAAGAAAGCAAAUCUCAGAAUAUUCUCUUAAUCUACGUGACCGAGUGAGGAGAGAUGAUGAAUUAAAAAAAGUUGUGUUAGAAAAAGCUCCACGGAAUAAUAUGAUGAUCGCUCCAAAUAUCCAAAAAGAGAUUGUGAAUGCUUGUGCAAAAGAAACAAUGAAAGCAAUUAUUGAAGAGAUGAAUGGAGAUUAUUUCGGAAUAUUGGUUGAUGAAUCUAAAGAUGUCUCUCAUAAGGAACAAAUGGCUAUUGCAAUCUAUUCUUUGCUUUUAAAGCAUUCAUUAAGUCGGUCACAAAUACGGGGACAAGGUUAUGAUGGAGUUAGUAAUAUACAAGGAGAAAUUAAUGGGCUUAAGACGUUAAUCUUGAAAGAUACUCCUUCAGCUUAUUGCGUACAUUGCUUUGCUCAUCAAUUGCAAUUGACUUUUGUAGCUGUUGCAAAGAAACAUUAUGAUGUGGAUCAAUUUUCUGAUAUUGUUGCUAAUGUCUUGAAUAAUAUUAGAAGUUCUUUUAAGCACAGGGAGAUGCUCCGAGAGGAUCAAGCACAAAAACUAGAAGAAUUGCUUAUGCUUGGUGAAGUUGAUACGGGAAGUGGACAAAAUCAAGAAUUUGGACUUCAAAGGCCAGGAGAUACCCGUUGGGGAUCUCAUUUUAAGAUAGUGCAUAACUUUAUUCUUUCAGAACUUAAUAGUCAUUUUGAUGCAGUGAAUAGUGAUCUACUUCUUGGUAUGACUAGUUUAAGUCCGCAUAAUUAUUUUAUAAAUUAUGAUAAAGAAAGAAUUAUGAAGCUUGCUAAACUUUAUCCUCAUGAGUAUGGUAUUUCCAAGCUUGAAGAUCUUAGCUACGAGCUUGACAGCUAUAUUCAUUAUGUAAGAGAAGACCGUGAUUUCUCUAACUUGAAAGGGCUUGGAGAUCUUUCAGAAAUACUAGUUGAAACAUAG
This is a messenger RNA of Nicotiana tabacum (common tobacco), 1110 nucleotides long. RefSeq lists its product as uncharacterized. The record is from RefSeq and is a predicted model, not a curated record. Lineage: Eukaryota; Viridiplantae; Streptophyta; Magnoliopsida; Solanales; Solanaceae.